This is a messenger RNA of Salvia hispanica, 1124 nucleotides long. It is a transcript of the gene NF-YC2, whose product is annotated as nuclear factor Y, subunit C2. The record is from RefSeq and is a predicted model, not a curated record. Gene Ontology annotation, biological process: regulation of transcription by RNA polymerase II. Gene Ontology annotation, cellular component: nucleus. Gene Ontology annotation, molecular function: RNA polymerase II cis-regulatory region sequence-specific DNA binding; DNA-binding transcription factor activity, RNA polymerase II-specific; protein heterodimerization activity. Lineage: Eukaryota; Viridiplantae; Streptophyta; Magnoliopsida; Lamiales; Lamiaceae.
ACGACACGCGUCUCAGGUGUCGAUUUCCCCAGAAGCCCUUCUCUCUCAAUUUCAAAACCCUCUCUCCUUUCUCUCGCUCCCUCUCUACGUGUACCCUCCAUUCUCUCUCUCUCUUAGGGUUUUCGCGACUGAGGAAAGCUCAAGCUAAUUUCCCUGUCGGUGUCGGUGUGAGAAUAUAGUAAGUAAAAAAGUUAACUUUAGCAUUUUGAGUAGACAUGGACCAUUCAGAUCAAAGGCAGCAGCAUCUAGCACACCCGAACCAGCAACAACAGGCAGGUGGUGGCUCGAUGGCAUAUGCCACUCCCCCAUAUCAGACUGCACCCAUGGUGGCUACUGGCACUCCCGCUGGCACGGUUUCCUCUCCCACUAGUUUCACUCCUCAGCAACAGCUUGCCUACCACCAGGCCCAGCAAUUUCUCAGUCAGCAACAACAGCAGCAGCUUCAAGCGUUCUGGGCUAGUCAGAUGCAAGAGAUCGAUCAAACUACUGAUUUCAAGAACCAUAGCCUUCCCCUCGCACGGAUAAAAAAGAUCAUGAAAGCCGACGAGGAUGUUAGAAUGAUCUCUGCUGAAGCUCCGGUCAUAUUCGCAAAGGCGUGCGAAAUGUUCAUCUUGGAACUCACGUUGCGAUCUUGGAUCCACACUGAAGAAAACAAAAGGCGGACUCUUCAGAAGAACGACAUUGCAGCUGCCAUUUCAAGAACGGACGUUUUUGACUUUUUGGUUGAUAUAAUUCCUAGAGACGAGUUGAAAGAAGAGGGGCUUGGCAUUACUAAGGCUGCCAUUCCGUUAGUUGGAUCAGCUCCGGAUCAGCUCCCGUACUACUAUGUUCCCCCGCAGGCCCCGGUGGGAGCUCCCCCAGGAAUGAUCAUGGGGAAGCCGAUUGAUCAGGCUGCACUCUACGGAGCUCAGCAGCACCAACCUCCACCGCCCUACAUGCAGUGGCCGCAGUCUCAUCCUUCGCAGCAGCCACCAUCGCAGGAGCAACAGAGUGAGUGACUCGUAGGGCUGUUGUUUUGAUCUUGGGUUUAUGUGUUCUAUAAUUAUGUAGGUGUUAUUUUCUUGGUCGGUUUGGUGUGUUGUGCUACUCCCAAACUUCGUAGUGAGAUGAAUUUGAUGGAUGAA